AUGACUUCAGAUUCAAACGGCCGAAGCGCUCCGAACAGCUCUCAAGACCAAACCCAGUCUCAAAAUGCCGACAAUAUUUCACACGUGCUCGCCGUGCCGACCUCUGAUUUCAAAACCCGCCUCGAAAUCUUUUCCACCAAGAUCCCAAACUUUUAUAUAGCACCUUUCUGCGGAGCCAGCGCUGGCGUGGCCUCCGGUAUUGUCACAUGCCCUCUCGAUGUCAUCAAAACCAAGCUCCAAGCUCAGGGCGGGUUCCGGCGGGGAACAAAAGAAGUUGCGUCGGCGCAAUUAUAUCGGGGGAUGCUCGGGAGUGGAAGGAGGAUCUGGCGAGACGAUGGCAUUCGCGGCCUUUACCAAGGAUUAGGACCGAUGUUGCUAGGAUAUCUCCCAACGUGGGCUGUUUAUCUAGCGGUCUAUGACCGAACUCGUGAAUAUUUCUAUGACCAGACAGGAAGCUGGUGGUUAUCCCGCGGCUAUGCCUCGAUUACGGCCGGUGCAUGUUCAACGAUUGUGACGAACCCCAUUUGGGUUAUAAAAACAAGACUCAUGUCACAGAGCCUCAAACAAAACGCUGAAGGAGCGCGAGCCCCUUGGCGAUACUCAGGCACAUGGGAUGCCGCUCGCAAGAUGUACCAAGUCGAGGGUCUUCGAUCCUUCUACUCUGGUCUCACCCCGGCUCUGCUGGGACUGACCCAUGUGGCCAUCCAAUUCCCACUGUACGAAUAUCUGAAAAUGGCAUUUACAGGCUACGGUAUUGGAGAACACCCUGAUACCGGUAGCUCACACUGGGUCGGAAUCUCUCUCGCGACCUUCCUCAGCAAAGUUUGUGCAAGCACAGUCACAUACCCACACGAAGUCUUGCGCACUCGACUCCAAACACAGCAGCGGACUGUACCAGCGGCAUCUCAUGAAGAGAUUGCGUUCCGCGGCGCAUUGUCACAUCCACAUGACCGCGGCCAGUCACAGGGUAUCUCCUCGUCAGACGGAAUGGCCAGCCGCCCACGCUAUAAUGGCAUGGUGCGCACAUUCCAAACAAUCCUCCAUGAGGAGGGCUGGCGUGGCUUCUACUCCGGGAUCGGCGUCAACCUGUUCCGGGCCAUUCCGGCUGCUAUGACCACCAUGCUCACCUAUGAAUACCUGCGGAAGCAAAUCAAUACCUUGCAGCAUGAGGGUGCACAGAAGCUUGUGAUGGAAGAAGAGGCACGGGGUUCUAUCUAA
This is a messenger RNA of Penicillium bovifimosum, 1218 nucleotides long. RefSeq lists its product as uncharacterized. NCBI's taxonomy places the organism in Eukaryota, Fungi, Ascomycota, Eurotiomycetes, Eurotiales, Aspergillaceae. The transcript is spliced from 2 exons. Gene Ontology annotation, biological process: pyrimidine nucleotide import into mitochondrion. The coding region runs from base 1 to 1218 and encodes 405 amino acids. Gene Ontology annotation, cellular component: mitochondrion. Gene Ontology annotation, molecular function: pyrimidine nucleotide transmembrane transporter activity. The record is from RefSeq and is a predicted model, not a curated record.